AUGUUCGCAUUAUUUUCAGGAUUAAUAGGUACAGCCUUUUCAGUGUUAAUAAGAUUAGAAUUAUCUGGACCUGGAGUACAAUAUAUUUCAGAUAACCAAUUAUAUAAUGCAAUAAUAACAGCUCAUGCUAUAAUGAUGAUUUUCUUUAUGGUUAUGCCAGCUUUAAUAGGAGGUUUUGGUAAUUUCUUAUUACCAUUAUUAAAAAUGGAGCAGGAACAGGAUGAACAUUAUACCCACCAUUAUCAGGUAUACAAUCUCACAGUGGACCUAGUGUUGAUUUAG
Penicillium pulvis is the source of this 282-nucleotide messenger RNA. RefSeq lists its product as uncharacterized. Gene Ontology annotation, molecular function: heme binding; cytochrome-c oxidase activity. The record is from RefSeq and is a predicted model, not a curated record. The transcript is spliced from 2 exons. Gene Ontology annotation, biological process: electron transport coupled proton transport; mitochondrial electron transport, cytochrome c to oxygen. NCBI's taxonomy places the organism in Eukaryota, Fungi, Ascomycota, Eurotiomycetes, Eurotiales, Aspergillaceae. Bases 1 to 282 code for a protein of 93 amino acids. Gene Ontology annotation, cellular component: membrane.